AUGGUAGUUCAAACAACGCCAAAAAAUGACAAAAAAACGAUGCCAUUCAAGUCCCCGCAAUCGUCAAAUAAGAAGAAGUUGAAACAGGCCUCAUUACUUUCAUUCUUCAAUAGGAACAAAGCAGCGGCCAGCAGCCCUGCCCGGAAUGCGGGCCAUCAAUCUUUAUUUGUAGAUAAUGACGAUAACACUGACAUGGAUUCCGGAUUCGUCACUGCCAUGGAGGAUACGGCAAACCACUCGAUCACGCCCCUAACGGACACGAGCGUCACAGAGGGAACCGAAGAGCCCACAACUUUCCUUGCUCAGAGUGAAGAAAAGACCAACAAAGCCAUUGUCAGUGGCGAGAUAGAAUCAGAAAAUACUGGAGUUCCAACGAUUGAGAAAGAUGAGAAAUCUGACAAAAACGCAAUCUCCAAUGAACCGUCAGAGAGGGACGGCAGUCCCGAUCGUCCCACAAAAAGACACAUAAGCUAUGCUGAAUCUAGCGACGAGGAAGAUGGUGAAGUAAAGGGCUUGAAAACUAGCAAGAAGAAAAGGAGACAGUUGUCGAGUGAUGAUGAAGAAGAAGAGUAUGUCCCGCAAGAUCAGCCAAGCGGCAGUGAACAAGAAGGCGAUGAAGACGACGAUGUAGAUUCAAACGCGUCUGAGGCCAAGAAUGAGUUAAACGCCACUAAUGUCUCAGAGGAUGACGACGACGAUGAUGAUAUACUCAAAUUAUCAAAUGUUAAACCAAGGCCGUCAGUAAAAGAUAAAGCGAAGCCAACGCAAAGCCCCAUAUCACGGCAACAACCUCUGCGAAGACCUAGUCCAAAAAUGAGUAGCCCAAAUAAAGGUAAACAUUCUAGCUUCACCAAGGAAAAUGAAGAGCGCUAUCAAUGGCUUGUUGACGAACGUGAUGCCCAAGGAAGAGCCUGUGAUGAUCCAGAUUAUGAUCCAAGAACUCUUUAUAUUCCUUCGUCUGCAUGGUCUAAAUUUACGCCCUUCGAGAAGCAAUAUUGGGAAAUAAAGUCCAGAAUGUGGGACUGCAUAGUGUUCUUCAAGAAAGGCAAGUUCUUUGAGAUGUACGAAAAAGACGCCAUGUUGGGGAAUCACUUGUUUGACCUUAAAAUUGCCGGCGGUGGCCGCGCCAAUAUGCGAUUAGCAGGCGUACCUGAAAUGUCCUUUGACUAUUGGGCAAUGCAAUUUAUACAAAAUGGCUACAAAGUUGCUAAAGUCGACCAACGGGAAUCAAUGCUUGCCAAGGAAAUGAGGGAUGGAAAUAAAGGAAUCGUUAAGCGUGAGUUACAAAGUGUUCUUACUUCAGGAACUUUAACUGACUCGGGAAUGCUACAAUCUGAUCAAGCAACGUUUUGUUUGGCCAUCAGGGAAGAACCGUUGAAUUUUUAUGACGUCGAUAAUGGCAUAGAAAGCUCACAAAGCGAAGGUAAAAUAUUCGGUGUUGCUUUCAUUGACACGGCAACCGGUGAAAUAGAACUGCUUGAAUUUGAAGAUGACAAUGAAUGCACGAAAUUGGAUACAGUUUUGUCUCAAGUGAGACCCAAAGAGGUCAUUAUGGAGAAAAACAACCUCUCUAGUUUGGCUACUAAAACUGUUAAAUACAAUGCUCAACCUCAGGCCAUCUUGAAUAACCUCAAAUCGAAGGACGAAUUUUAUGACUUUAAUCGAACUUUUGACGAAUUAACAUCUACAGAUUCUCCAUAUUUUCCAGAUAUGGACCACUGGCCUGAGGUAUUAACGAAAUACUAUGAGCAAGGAAAGAAAGUUGGGUUUUCCGCGUUUGGAGGCUUACUUUCAUAUUUGAAGUGGCUCAAAUUAGAUCAGUCACUAAUUUCAAUGAGGAAUAUAAAGGAAUACAAUCCUAUCAGAUCGCAAACCUCUUUGGUUUUAGAUGGUGUGACAUUGCAGAAUUUAGAAAUAUUUGGCAACUCUUUCGACAACUCCGAUAAAGGGACCUUAUUCAAAGUUAUAAACCGCGCCAUUACGCCUAUGGGCAAAAGAAUGCUAAAAAAAUGGGUAAUACAUCCAUUGCUGCAAAAGUAUGAUAUCGACCAGCGAUUUGACAGCGUCGAUCUUCUGCUAAAUAACAUCGACCUUAGAGAGAUCUUAGAGGGAUCUUUGAGCUCUUUGCCGGACCUUGAACGCCUGUUGGCACGCAUACACUCUGGAAAUUUGAGGAUCAAAGAUUUUAACAAAGUAAUUGAAGGAUUUGAAGUCAUUGUUACGCUCAAAGAAAAAAUUAUGGAGCAUAACUUAGCAGGAACAUUGAUUGACUUUGUGAACAAAAUUCCGGACACUUUGAGCAAUUGCGUCAGCAGCUGGUGCAACGCCUUUGACAGAAGAAAAGCCGAGGAGGAAGGCGUCAUAAUUCCCCAACAUGGCGUGGAUAUAGACUUUGACCAAUCUCUUCAAAAGAUAGAAAGCGUGGAAAAUGAAUUGACAAACCACCUACGAUCAUACAAAAAGACGUUUAAAACGCAAAACAUACAGUAUAAGGACUCUGGAAAAGAAAUUUUUACAAUAGAGGUCCCGACCUCAGCAAGCAGCUUAAUUCCAUCGGACUGGAUUCAGAUGGGCGCUAACAAGUCUAGCAAGAGAUACUAUUCUCCCGAAGUUUCGAAAUUGGCACGUUCUAUGGCAGAAGCUCGCGAGCUGCACAAAGUUUUAGAAGAAAGUGUGAAAAGCAGGCUUUACCAAAAAUUUGAUACCAACUACCAAGAUAUAUGGAUGCCAACUAUAAGCGCUAUCUCAGAAAUGGAUUGCAUUCUUUCUUUGGCGAGAACGUCCGAAUCGCUAGGAUAUCCAUGUUGCAGGCCCAAGUUUGUCGAUGAAACUGAUCCUACAACGGGCAAUAAACUCAACGGAUUUGUUGACUUUAAAGACCUGAGACACCCCUGUUUCAAUCUUGGUACCAGCACUACAAAGGAUUUCAUACCAAAUGACGUGUCGUUGGGUGGCGGUAGCCACCAAGUUGGUCUGUUGACAGGUGCAAAUGCGGCUGGUAAAUCUACUGUUUUGAGAAUGACCUGCAUUGCUGUAAUCAUGGCUCAAAUCGGCUGCUACGUGCCUGCCGAAAGUGCAGCUCUUUCUCCUAUAGACAGAAUUAUGACCAGGCUUGGCGCUAACGACAAUAUCAUGCAAGGCAAAUCAACGUUUUUUGUCGAGCUUUCUGAAACUAAGAAAAUACUAGACGCCUCAACCAACAGGUCGCUUCUAAUUUUAGAUGAGUUGGGAAGAGGCGGUUCCUCUAGCGAUGGUUUCGCAAUAGCAGAAAGUGUUCUUCAUCAUGUUGCGACCCACAUCCAAAGUUUGGGAUUUUUCGCAACGCACUACGGUGGGUUAGGUCUUGGAUUCAAACAUCAUCCCAAGGUCGUCCCUCUCAAAAUGGAGAUUUUAGUUGAUGAAAGCUCUCGUGAAAUUACUUUUCUAUACAAACUUGUCCCGGGGCAGAGUGAAGGUAGCUUUGGUAUGCAUGUAGCUUCCAUGUGUGGGAUAGCCAAGAGUAUCGUCAACAUUGCACAGAUUGCUGCUGAUAACCAAGAACAUACAUCUCUCUUGAUUAAAGAACGUCAAAAGGCAGCUAGUGGUAUGGAUGAAAAGAGCAUGAUUCCACUAGGCCUCCAAAGUGAUUUUGUAAGGCUGACGUACGGUGAUGGCCUUGUCGCAAGUGCCAAAGGUUGCGGCGAAGGUGUAACGUUUUAUGACAAUAGAAUUAAAGCAAAUGCGUUAAAAAGCAUUUUUGCUAUGAUAGAUGGACUUGAAUAG
Messenger RNA from Lachancea nothofagi CBS 11611, 3762 nucleotides. NCBI's taxonomy places the organism in Eukaryota, Fungi, Ascomycota, Saccharomycetes, Saccharomycetales, Saccharomycetaceae. The record is from the annotation of a GenBank genome assembly.